This is a messenger RNA of Nasonia vitripennis (jewel wasp), 4253 nucleotides long. It is a transcript of the gene Top3alpha, whose product is annotated as DNA topoisomerase 3-alpha. The coding region runs from base 244 to 3660 and encodes 1138 amino acids. NCBI's taxonomy places the organism in Eukaryota, Metazoa, Arthropoda, Insecta, Hymenoptera, Pteromalidae. The transcript has 13 exons. Gene Ontology annotation, biological process: DNA topological change. Gene Ontology annotation, cellular component: nucleus; chromosome. The record is from RefSeq and is a predicted model, not a curated record. Gene Ontology annotation, molecular function: DNA topoisomerase type I (single strand cut, ATP-independent) activity; zinc ion binding; DNA binding.
AUACGUUCUUUUCAGGUUUUGUUGUUUGCGAUUUUCGGCACAUCAACGUUAAAAAACAAGCAUGAAAGGAUGAAUGAAUAUAUAAACUAUUCGUCACUUGGAUGUAGUAGAGUUCAAAUAGUUGCUUACUGAUGCUAUUAGAAAAAGGUGGCGUGUAUAUAAGUAUACGAACCGGUGUAAAUCAAUGGAUAGGCAUACAAGAUACUUGCUGUGUUUUUCUCGACGUAAUUUUUUUCUCAUCAAAUGAUAAAGUUAAUGCAAAAUUGGUCACUCUGCUUAAAUGUGUCAAUACACGUGAAAAAAAAGCUAGUUGUCAAUUUGACAAAAAAAUUUUCAAACACAGCAGCAAAGCUUAAUUGUCAAAAACAACCUAUCAUGAAGGUUUUAAAUGUUGCUGAGAAAAAUGAUGCUGCCAAGAACAUCGCUGGAUAUCUGUCAAGAGGCACUUCUCGUCGGAAAGAAGGCUUAUCACCCUACAAUAAAAUAUAUGAAUUUCAAUCCCGAUUAUGGAAUAAAGAUUGUCAGAUGAUCAUGACUUCUGUCUCAGGACACCUGUUGAACUAUGAAUUCACUGGGGCUUAUCGUAAAUGGUACGGCUGUCCACCGCUUAGUCUUUUUGAAGCUCCAGUUGUAAAGCAGUGCCAACAAGAUAAUUAUGAAAAAAUAAAGAAGACAAUAGAGAGAGAAGUACGAUCAUGUAGUGCCUUAAUUAUCUGGACUGAUUGUGAUAGAGAAGGAGAAAAUAUAGGAUUUGAAAUAAUACAGGUUUGUCAAGCUGUAAAACCUAAUAUUCGAGUGUACAGGGCAAAGUUUUCUGAAAUCACUCAGAUAUCUAUUGACAGAGCUCUUCAAUCAUUAGAAGAGCCAAAUAAAGCUAUAAGCGAUGCAGUUGAUGUAAGGAGUGAAUUAGAUUUAAGGAUAGGUGCCGCAUUUACAAGAUUUCAAACUAUGAGGUUGCAAAAAGCUUUCCCUAGAAAUUUGGCAGACAUGCUCAUAAGUUAUGGACCAUGUCAAUUUCCAACACUUGGUUUUGUUGUUGAAAGGUUUUUAGCCAUUGAAAGGUUUGAACCAGAGCCUUAUUGGAAACUUAAAGUAACACAUUUACAAAACGAAUUAAACGUCGAAUUUAGGUGGGCUCGUAAUCGAUUGUUUGAGAAAUUGCCCUGUGAAGUUUUCCUAGACAUUUGCCAAGAAAAUCCACAGGCGACAGUUGAGAAAGUUACUGCGAAGCCAAAAAGUAAAUGGAGACCACUGCCAUUAGACACCAUAGAAUUAGAAAAACAAGGCUCGCGAAAACUCCGACUCAGUGCAAAAGAGACGAUGCAGAUCGCGGAGAAACUAUACACUGGAGGUUUCAUCAGCUACCCACGUACGGAAACCAAUAUCUUUCCAAAAGAGAUGAACUUGUCGACGUUGGUACAACAACAAACAGCCAAUGGCGACUGGGGCGGAUUUGCCCAGCGCGUUCUUGACGAGGGUAUCACACCGAGGCAGGGCAAAAAGAGCGAUCAGGCUCAUCCUCCAAUUCAUCCAACCAAAUUUACCGACACCCUUAGAGGAAACGAAGCGCGAGUGUACGAGUACGUGGUGCGUCACUUUCUGGCUUGCUUGUCGAAAAACGCCGAAGGUCACGAGACAAUUGUGGAGAUCGAUAUAGCCGGGGAAAAAUUCGUAGCGACAGGCUUGCAGAUUCUUGCCAAAAACUACCUCGAAGUCUUCAUUUAUGAGAAAUGGAACGCUAAAGAGAUUCAUAUCUACGAGCGAGGACAGACCUUUAUGCCCACGUCAAUCGAGAUGCUCGAAGAAACGACCUCACCACCAAAUUUACUGACCGAGGCAGAUCUUAUCGCCCUAAUGGACAAACAUGGUAUCGGCACUGAUGCUACUCACGCUGAACACAUCGAAACGAUUAAGUCUCGGCAGUACGUAGGUCUGCGGGAUAACAAAUACUUGAUUCCUGGAAAGUUGGGCAUUGGUCUUGUUAUGGGAUAUGAUAGGAUGGGCUUCCAGAUGUCCAAACCGCAUCUCAGAGCUGAGCUUGAGAACGAUUUGAAAUUAAUUUGCGAUGGAGUAAAGACACCCGACGAAGUACGUCAGUCGAUGAUAAACAAAUAUAGGGAAGUCUUUCGUGAAGCACUUGUCAAAGCAAACAUGAUUGAUGCUGCUCUCGCACAAUAUUUAGACGAACAGCCAGAAGCAAUCGAGCAGGCCGACAUAGCUGUACCAGUAGAGGACGUACCAAUCCUACGCUGUCCCAAGUGCAAUUCCAACAUGGUUGUCAAGACGAAGCGUCAGGGCAACGGCAAGUACAUCGGUUGCAUGGGUUAUCCCACCUGCAAUAACGUUAUCUGGCUGCCCGAGUCAGUCGAGGAGGUAGAAAUUCUGGACGAGGGCUGCAAUCAGUGUCCGGAUAAUAUAUUGAAAAAGAUAAAGGUACGAUUGACACGUAACAUCUUCCCGCAAUUCGGUACCUCUUAUACGGCUUGCAUAGGUGGUUGCGACGAUAUGUUCAACAACCUUAUGGGCAUACGCGCAAGCUGCGUACGCCGAGGGGCAGAGAACAACGACACCGGCUAUGAAAGUAAUACGUCUUCGCGUUCCAACUCCUCGUCAUCCAAUACAAAUAGGCCUCAACAACGCACAACCACUACAAGACCAGCUCAGCAGACUACGACCACCGCAAGACCUGCUCAGCAGAAUGCGAACCAUGAUCGAAAUCAGCGGGGCGGCAAUAAUUGGAGCAAUGAUUACUCUGAAUCGUCUUGGAGCAGUGGGGUCGGAAGCAGCUCGACGGGUAACCAAAAUCGUCCGACAAAUUCCUGGAACAACCAGAAUAGCAACUGGAGUGCACAAAACCAAUCGUCACAUAAUAAUAGCGCUAGUACGAACUUCAAUUUGGGUAAUGAAAAUGAGGGAGAAAUAAUGUGCAACUGUCACCAAGUGGCCAAGCAGCUGACAGUGAGGAAAGAAGGCCCGAAUCAAGGCAGGACGUUCUAUAAAUGUUCAAAACCAGCUGGCUCUGACUGCAACUUCUUUUUAUGGGGCUCUGAGGCAGAGAACGGUGGAGGUGCUGUCACCGCAGCACAACGUUCCGCUCCAGCAAACAAUAGUUGGAAUCAGAAUCAGAACUUCCAAAACAAUAGACAGAAUCCUCCGAACGGUAGACAAAAUAAUCGGAAUGCGUUUAACGCGUCUGGUAACUGGGAUGAUGGAGGUGAUUGGAACAAUGAUAACCAGCAGAUCAUGUGUAACUGCGGAAAUCCAGCUAAAAAACUGACAGUGUCCAAGGAGGGUCCAAACAAAGGCCGAGAAUUCUACAGCUGUCCACAGGGUGUCAAAAGUGAUUGUAAUUUCUUCCAAUGGGCUGAUGCUGUAGACGGAGGUGGUGGAGGCAGCGGGGGUGGUUACGGAGGAGGCGGCGGCGGAGGUGGUUACGGAGGUGGUGGCGGAGGUGGCGGUUAUAGCAGAGGAAACCAAAACGACUGGGGUGGACCGCCUAGUCGCGGUCGCGGAGGAAAAACACGAGGAGCUGGAGCCGGUCCUUCUGCUCCAAAAAGGCCCCGAGGAGCAGCCGCUGGUGGCGGUACAAAGAGGAAAUGUGGAGUUUGCGGAGUUGAGGGUCAUACUAAAAGAACGUGCCCUCAAAAUUCCAUGAACUAAAACUAUCAAUCAUUACAAUUUUUCUAUCAUUAUCAUAUGCGUAUAUUGAAAAGAGAUGACGUGAAUUUUAUCCUAGUGCUGUUGAUCACAUUUUCCUAGUGGGUCUUAGUUUUGAAGAAUUUUCAAACUUUUAUAAGAAUAAGUUAAUUAUUUAUUGAAAAUAUGUAAAUACAACACAAGCAAAAGCAAUCCAGCUUUGAGUCUUGCAAUAAUCAAAUAAUUGUGAUACAAAAUGGGUAACGUACACAUCACUAAGGAUAAUAUUGUACAUAUUUUUAAAAUUACUUCAAAUCCAACGAAAUAAUCACAUUCUUGAAGUUUAACUAUUUUAAUGGAGUCAGGUCGCGACUCUUUUACCAGUGUGAAGCUUACUCCGCAAGCUUUCAAGUUCAUCUUUGUGCAAAGUAGCCUCUGCAGUUGUCUGCGUAAGCUGAAAAGUAUAAUUAGCUAAAUUAAAUUGUAAAUUAUUAAUUUAAUAUAGGAUAGUUUUUAUACGAAAACAAAGUGCAACUUGUAUUUCAUAAAGUGCAUUUGUCAAUUUAUCUGUGAAAUGUUAAUACCAUAUCUAGUAAAAGUUCAAAUUUUAUUUUUAA